This is a messenger RNA of Schistosoma turkestanicum, 1338 nucleotides long. The record is from the annotation of a GenBank genome assembly. NCBI's taxonomy places the organism in Eukaryota, Metazoa, Platyhelminthes, Trematoda, Strigeidida, Schistosomatidae.
AUGCUACAGGAAAGUGGUGGUAAACGAGAAUUUCGAUGGGAAUCGGGUUAUGAAAAAACAUGGAGUGCAAUUCGUGAAGAUGAAUCAGGACGUUUGGUGACAACACUAGAACAAUUGAUACACGAUGCACAUACACAAAUCAGAAAGAAACGUCGACGUAUUGGUGUUGGAUCAACGGGAUUUGUUCGAUUAGGAAUGAUGAGACAUUUAUUUCUCAUUAUCGAUCUAUCUCAGGCAAUGAAUGAACAAGAUUUGAAGCCGAAUCGUUUAAUAUGCACUGUAAAUGCAGCUUGUACAUUUGUUCGUGAAUAUUUCGAUCAAAAUCCUAUCAGUCAGCUAGGCAUAAUUGUUACUUUCGAUCGACGAGCUGAACGUUUAACAGAAUUAUCAGGUAAUCCUCGACCACAUCUUGCCGCUUUACAAUCACUUUAUACACGUACUUGUAUUGGUGAACCGAGUUUACAAAAUGCUUUAUUAUUAGCGGAAUCUCGAUUAAAAUAUACCAUACAUCAUAAUGAAAUUAUUGUCAUAAUGGCUAGUCUGACUACAUGUGAUCCAAGUGAUAUACAUCAAACUAUUAAAAGUUUAUCAUCCAAUGGAAUACAUUGUUCAGUUAUAUCGCUGGCUGUAGAAGUAUUUGUUUAUCGUGCACUAGCUCAACUUACACAAGGAUCAUUUCAUGUGAUUAUGGAUGAAUUACACUUGAAAAAUGUCCUAAAAGAUCUAGUGCCACCUCCAGUGGCUGCUAAUGAAACUGAAGCGAAUCUCAUUCGAAUGGGUUUUCCACAUUCUGAAACAUUUGAUCUUGAUCGUUUCGCAGUGAAACGUUGUAUGUGUCAUUUAUCAAGUAAAUCUACAAAUGAAAAAACCGAUACUACUGCAACGAUGACAACGACAACGACGAACAGUACUACGACAACGACGACGACAACAACCAAUCCACAUUAUGCUUGUCCACGAUGUCAUGCUGCUUAUUGUGAAUUACCUGUGGAGUGUAAUGUAUGCGGAUUAACACUGGUAGCUGCACCGCAUCUUGCACGUGCUUAUCAUCAUUUAUUCCCAUUGGAUUCAUUUGAACCAGUUCCAAAUGAUGAUUCCAAUGGGAAAUCAUUAGAUAAUCAAGAAAAUUUAGAAGAAACAGUUGAUUCAACACAUCAUGAUAAUAAUAAGAUUGAUAAUAAUGAUCAAUUACGUGUUUGUACUGGUUGCAAUGUUAUUAUCCCAUUGAAAGUUCCGGGCUAUCAAUGUCCUAAGUGUAAAUUUCUCUUUUGUCAUUCAUGUGAUGCUGUCCUACAUGAUUCAAUUCAUUCAUGUCCCGGGUGUUUAACUUUAUUGUAA